Theobroma umbraticum is the source of this 2110-nucleotide messenger RNA. RefSeq lists its product as uncharacterized. Lineage: Eukaryota; Viridiplantae; Streptophyta; Magnoliopsida; Malvales; Malvaceae. Gene Ontology annotation, biological process: protein transport. The record is from RefSeq and is a predicted model, not a curated record. Gene Ontology annotation, cellular component: membrane.
UUUUACCAUUUUUUGUGCUAUAAAACACCUUGUCUCUUUCAUUUGCGACCCAGCACGGGGGAAUUUUCUCUUUGUAAAAACAGAAAUAUUUUCUAGGGAAACUUUGCAUUUGCAACCCUUAUUUGACUUUCGAUCUGCUCAGAUCUGCUUUUGAAUCCUCAACUUCUGAAUAGUCAAUAUGGGAGGAGGGUUCAGAGUGCUUCAUCUGGUUAGACCAUUCCUUUCAUUUCUGCCAGAGGUUCAGAGUGCUGACAGGAAAGUUCCCUUUAGAGAGAAGGUCAUCUACACCGUCAUCUCUCUCUUCAUCUUUCUGGUGUGCAGUCAGCUUCCACUUUAUGGCAUACAUUCUACGACAGGAGCUGAUCCAUUCUAUUGGAUGCGUGUUAUUCUUGCGUCAAACCGUGGAACUGUUAUGGAACUUGGGAUUACCCCCAUUGUGACAUCUGGAUUGGUGAUGCAACUCCUGGCUGGUUCAAAGAUCAUUGAGGUGGACAACAGUGUUCGUGAGGAUCGGGCACUCUUAAAUGGGGCUCAAAAGUUGUUGGGCAUCCUGAUUGCUGUGGGUGAGGCUGUGGCAUAUGUACUGUCUGGUAUGUAUGGCAGUGUUGGUCAGCUUGGUGUUGGGAAUGCUAUUCUUAUUAUUAUCCAACUCUGCUUUGCUGGAAUCAUUGUGAUCUGUCUGGAUGAGCUUCUCCAGAAGGGUUAUGGUUUGGGCUCUGGGAUCUCCCUUUUCAUAGCCACCAAUAUCUGCGAAAACAUUAUCUGGAAAGCUUUUAGUCCUACAACUAUCAACAGUGGUCGAGGGGCUGAAUUUGAAGGUGCUGUUAUUGCUAUGUUCCACCUACUGAUAACUAGGUCUGACAAAGUUCGAGCACUUCGCGAGGCUUUCUAUAGGCAGAAUCUUCCAAAUGUCACCAAUUUACUUGCUACAGUGUUGAUCUUCCUUAUUGUCAUCUACUUCCAAGGUUUCCGUGUUGUUUUACCUGUAAGAUCAAAGAAUGCUCGUGGACAGCAAGGGUCAUAUCCAAUUAAGCUUUUCUACACCUCCAACAUGCCUAUCAUCCUGCAAUCUGCCCUUGUUUCAAAUCUUUAUUUCAUCUCCCAGUUACUGUACAGGAAGUACAGUGGUAACUUCUUUGUGAAUCUGUUGGGGAAGUGGAAGGAAUCUGAAUAUUCAGGUGGUCAGUUUAUUCCUGUUGGUGGUCUAGCAUACUACGUUACUGCACCUGCAAGCUUGGCUGACAUGGCUGCAAAUCCCUUCCAUGCUCUGUUUUAUCUGGUGUUCAUGCUUUCAGCAUGUGCCUUGUUUUCAAAAACUUGGAUUGAGGUUUCUGGUUCUUCUGCCAGAGAUGUGGCUAAGCAGCUCAAGGAACAACAAAUGGUGAUGCCUGGGCAUAGAGAUUCAAAUCUACAGAAGGAACUGAACCGCUACAUACCAACUGCAGCUGCAUUUGGUGGGAUGUGCAUUGGUGCAUUAACAGUGUUAGCCGAUUUCAUGGGAGCAAUUGGUUCAGGGACUGGAAUAUUGCUUGCUGUUACGAUCAUAUAUCAGUACUUUGAGACCUUUGAGAAGGAGAGAGCCAGUGAACUGGGCUUCUUCGGCUUCUAAGCUCUAGUCCAUUAAACAAGGUGGAACCUACUUACAUCUUUGAAUUCAAUCAUCAAAAUUGCCAAUUGACUCUUCAACAGCAUCACCUAACAAUUUUCCUAUAAUGGGCUUCUUCGGCUUCUAAGCUCUAGUCCAUUAUAGGGAAAUUGUUAGGUGGUGCUGUUGAAGAGUCAAUUGGCAAUUUUGAUGAUUGAAUUCAAAGAUGUAAGUAGGUUCCACCUUGUUUAACACCCCCGUCCCCGUGGAUAGAUAAAUUUGAAGUCAAAGAUUGUUAGUCUGGCGUUGUUUUAGCCUUUUGUUUUCUCUUUUACCUGAACUUAUGUAUGGUUAGCAAAGCACGCAGAGUCAGAUAAACAGAGUUUUUCCAUUUCAAAAUACAAAAUGCCAUGCAAUGCGAAACCUUAACAUUAUUUUCCUUUUGCCCCGUUUGUGGUUUGACUCACUUGGGGGCAUGGCCUUGAAUUCAAUGUGCUCGGGUUCCAGCGCAUAAGUUCUGCACAA